Drosophila rhopaloa is the source of this 573-nucleotide messenger RNA. RefSeq names its product general odorant-binding protein 99a (gene Obp83g). Gene Ontology annotation, molecular function: odorant binding. NCBI's taxonomy places the organism in Eukaryota, Metazoa, Arthropoda, Insecta, Diptera, Drosophilidae. The record is from RefSeq and is a predicted model, not a curated record. The transcript is spliced from 2 exons. The coding region runs from base 61 to 498 and encodes 145 amino acids. Gene Ontology annotation, biological process: sensory perception of smell.
CGCGACUUAGUCGCUUAACCCGUUAGCACAUUCGCACUUGAGCCCUCGUCCGAGCCAGAAAUGCAGUCCCACUCGCUCCUCCUGAUCGCAGCCGUCGCCACGUUGCUCGUGGCCCAGACGGCGGCCAAGUUCCAGCUGAAGAACCACGAAGAUGCCGAGAAGGCCUUCGAGGAGUGCCGCGAGGACUUCUACGUGCCCGACGACAUCUACGAGAAGUACUUGGACUACGAGUUCCCCGCCCACCGGCGCACCAGCUGCUUCGUCAAGUGCUUCCUGGAAAAGCUGGAGCUCUUCUCGGAGAAGAAGGGAUUCGACGAGAAGGCCAUGAUCUCGCAGUUCACGUCCAAGAGCAGCAAGGACCUGUCCACGGUGCAGCACGGCCUGGAGAAGUGCAUCGACCACAACGAGGCCGAGUCGGACGUCUGCACCUGGGCCAACCGCGUCUUCUCCUGCUGGCUGCCCAUCAACCGCCACGUGGUGCGCAAGGUCUUCGCCUAAAUGCUAUGUGAUAAAGUCCCCCUUUACUGUACACCCCAGAGAAUAUUGUAUAAAUAAACCAUUUUAGUUUUCCGA